Molecule: messenger RNA, 1617 nt
Organism: Actinia tenebrosa (Australian red waratah sea anemone)
Lineage: Eukaryota; Metazoa; Cnidaria; Anthozoa; Actiniaria; Actiniidae
Product: surfeit locus protein 4 homolog
Biological process (GO): Golgi organization
Cellular component (GO): endoplasmic reticulum; endoplasmic reticulum-Golgi intermediate compartment; membrane
Source: RefSeq, a predicted model, not a curated record
UACUGUUCCUUUUGGCCGCCAUUUGCAAUCAUCAAAGGCAGGUUGUAGACGAAGAUUCAGUUAAAAUGGCGAGGCAGGCUGGCGGAUUUCAGUAUAAUGAAUAUCUCAGUAAAGCAGAAGAUGUUGCUGAUCAAGUUCUUCGCCAUGGAAAGCACGUUUUACCCCAUGUAGCUCGUUUCUGUCUUAUUUCGACGUUCUUUGAAGACGGUAUUCGAAUGUGGUUUCAGUGGGGCGAACAAAGAGACUACAUCGAACAGACUUGGCAUUGUGGAACAGUUCUUAGUGUCCUCUUUGUCAUUUUUAACUUGUUUGCACAAAUUGGUGGCUGCCUAAUGAUUCUCAGCCGUCAGAAAGUGGAAUAUGCUGUAGGAGUUCUUUUCUCUGUUGUACUGAUUCAGACUGUUGGUUAUAGCAUAUUGUGGGAUUUCAAGUUCUUGUUACGAAACCUUGCUCUUUGUGGAGGUCUGUUGUUGCUGUUGGCAGAAGCCCGAUCAGAACAGAGAAGCCUCUUUGCUGGUGUACCCAGUGUUGGUGGUAACUCCCCCAAAACAUACCUUCAGCUUACUGGCCGUGUCCUGCUUGUCUUCAUGUUCGCAACCCUUAUUAAAUUUCAGUUUGUGUUUUCAUAUCUUUUACUAGAUAUUGCUGGUACUAUUUUAAUGAUCUUAGUUGGAAUCGGCUACAAGACCAAGCUAGCAUCAUUGGUUCUUGUUGUAUUUCUUUCCCUUCUCAAUGUUUAUUUGAAUCCUUUCUGGGUCUUUGAUUCCAACUCUCCCAUGAGAGAUUUCUUGAAGUAUGAUUUUUUCCAGACCAUGUCUGUUAUUGGUGGCUUAUUGCUGGUUGUUGCUUUAGGCCCAGGAGGUGUAAGCGUUGAUGACUACAAGAAAAAAUGGUGAAGUAAAAAUCCAUUCUUAACUCACUUCUACUAUGUAUGUACCUGUAGAUUACUAAAAAUGGUAUUUAUGUUGUGAUAAGUCAAAUAUGUCUGUAACAUUUUUUUUGUAUCCAUCAUUAAGACAGUAGUAUUUGACAGUGAACAUCAAUAUCCAUGUACAGGUACAUCGAUCCAUUAGAAACUGAACCUAAAGAGUCCAUUCAUAGUUCCGACAUUGCUGCAGUUUUCCCAGUGGAAUCAAAAUCUUGUCCCACAAACAACCACACAUUUGUUUUGAAGAGUACUACAAGGAUUACGCUGUACAAGCCAAUUUUAUUUUAUUUUCUCAGGACAUGAAACGUUGUGGCAAUUUAUGAUUUAUUUUUCUCAAUCAGAGGUUUUAAACUCUAAUAUGUUCUAUCUAAUUCGUUGAGCUUGUGGGACAUAGCAAUGAUAACUAAGGGAAUUCGGAACUAUGAAUUAGUAUAAUUAUGAAUUACAUAGUAUAAUUCUCAGAUUUUACAUGAGACUUGUUAGGAUUUUGAAAACUAUAACUUACGCUAGACUCUCUAUCUACCAGUCAAUGUUACAAGAGUUGUCUCUGAUGUAUUACAACACACCUUACAAUAUAAAUAGACAUGUAAACAUACAAAAGCAGAAUAAAAGUUAUCGUAUUCCUGACUAAUAUUGUUUGAAAAGUUGUGAAAUAGAGAUUUAAGGAAAGAUUAAAAGAAUUUAAAUUA